CGUUUCAUCUCAGAGAAUUUUCCAAAGUUGCUCCAAAUUUCAUUUAUCGACCACUACCAUGCUAAUAUUAACCAAAAAAAUGAUUAUCAUUCUAUUCGUUAUUAUCGUAAAUUUAUUCACCUUUUCGUACUGUCAAGAUAUAAUAUCCCCAACUUGCGAUAACAACGCAAAUUUCACUACAAACAGUAGGUACCAAAGUAACCUUGACAAUGCCUUGUCGUCCCUCACAUCCGACACCAGCAUCAGGUACGGGUUCUACAACCGGUCUGUUGGUCAAUCCCCCGACCAAGCCAAUGCGUAUGGGCUAUGCAGAGGUGACGUUGAGCCAAACGAUUGUCGAAGUUGUAUAAAUGAAGCUAUUACAACCCUACGCGGGAUUUGUCCUAAUCAAAGGGGUGCAAUUGGUUGGUACGAUAAAUGUAUGUUACGUUAUUCUAACGAUACAAUCUUGGGAAAUUCAGACCAGAGACUUAUCCGGGGCUUGCCUAACGCGAAUAAUGCAUCAAACCCGAGUGAGUUUAAUCAGGGGCUUGAUAGUCUUUUGGAUCAACUAAGAACCGAGGCUUCUAGAGGAGGACCUCUUCGGAAAUAUGCUGCCAACACCACGAAUGGCCCUGGGUUCUCGACGAUUUAUGGGUACAUGCAGUGUACGCCCGAUUUAACAGAGGAUCAGUGUUAUAACUGUUUGGAAAGUGCUAUGGGGUUUAUUCCAGGCUGUUGUGCUGGUAGACGUGGAGGAAGAGUUUAUUUUCCUAGUUGCAUUCUUAGAUAUGAAAGUUCCCGCUUCUUAAAUGAUACGGUCGCUUUGACAUCACCGUCACCACCCCCAACAGGGUCAUCUACUCCACCACCGUCGCCACCAGGUGAUGGUGAUAGUGACACAACAACCAUUGUAGUCAUUGCUGUGGUUGCAAGUGUUAGUGUUGUGAUACUGGUGGUAGUUUUCGUUUGCGUAUUUAUGAGAAUGAGAAGAAAAAGAAAACUACGAGGAGGACAUCCACCAGAGAAUUUGGUUCAUGAGGACAGAGAUAUCGAUGAAAUUAGUACUGCCGAAUCAUUGCAAUAUGGCUUUGGUGUCAUUAGAGCAGCAACAAGUGACUUCUCGGAUAGCAAUAAGCUUGGACAAGGUGGAUUUGGUAUGGUUUAUAAGGGUAAGUUACAAAAUGGACAAGAAAUAGCGGUGAAGAGGCUGUCGAGGGAUUCGGGCCAAGGCGAACAAGAAUUUAAGAAUGAGGUCUUGUUACUUGCAAGGUUACAACACCGAAAUUUGGUUCGACUCCUAGGAUUUAGCCUAGAAGGGUCAGAACGACUUUUGAUGUAUGAGUUUGUGCAAAAUGCAAGUCUUGAUCAGUUUAUAUUUGAUCCAUUAAAGCGCGGAACGCUUGAUUGGGAAAGAAGAUACAAAAUAAUAGGGGGUAUCGCAAGGGGACUAUUGUAUCUACACGAGGACUCACGACUAAAAAUAAUUCAUCGAGAUCUGAAAGCCAGUAACAUUUUGUUGGAUGCCCAGAUGAAUCCAAAGAUUGCUGAUUUUGGUAUGGCAAGGUUGUUCACAACAGAAGAAACCCAAGCCAAUACUAGCCGAAUUGUUGGAACCUAUGGAUAUAUGGCUCCAGAGUAUGCAAUGCACGGGCAAUUUUCAGUAAAGUCAGAUGUCUUCAGUUUUGGUGUACUGAUACUGGAAAUUGUAACCGGGCAGAAGAACCAUACCUUUCAAAAUGGAAUGAUGGUAGAAGAUCUUCUUAGCCAUGCAUGGAAAUGUUGGAGAGAUGGAACCGCUUCAAGUUUAAUUGAUCCCACACUGUGCACCAGCUCUCUACGUGAUAUGCUCAGAUGCAUACACAUUGGUCUAUUAUGUGUUCAAGAAGACGUUAAUGAACGGCCAACUAUGGCGUCUGUUGUUCUUAUGCUUAGUAGCGCCUCUCUAACCCUCCCUGUCCCUUCAGAGCCUGCCUUUUUCAUGCGCACAAGUACAAAUCCUGAAAAACCUUUGUUUGAACAGUAUACUUCAAGUACUGGUGAUCCCAACCAGUUGAAAAGUAAAUCAAGAUCUUCACGACGAUCUGUAGAAGAUAAUUCCAUAAGCGACGACUUAUAUUCCAGAUAGACGAAUAUCUGUUCUAGUGUUAUUUGGUUUAUUAGAUAUUUUCAUUCUUUAAAGGUCUAAUUCUAAGAAA
Erigeron canadensis is the source of this 2177-nucleotide messenger RNA. Its product is annotated as cysteine-rich receptor-like protein kinase 15. Gene Ontology annotation, molecular function: protein kinase activity; ATP binding. The record is from RefSeq and is a predicted model, not a curated record. The coding region runs from base 59 to 2107 and encodes 682 amino acids. Lineage: Eukaryota; Viridiplantae; Streptophyta; Magnoliopsida; Asterales; Asteraceae. Gene Ontology annotation, biological process: protein phosphorylation. The transcript is spliced from 7 exons.